Messenger RNA from Antrostomus carolinensis (chuck-will's-widow), 426 nucleotides. RefSeq names its product probable G-protein coupled receptor 83. Gene Ontology annotation, biological process: G protein-coupled receptor signaling pathway. The transcript has 2 exons. Gene Ontology annotation, molecular function: G protein-coupled receptor activity. Lineage: Eukaryota; Metazoa; Chordata; Aves; Caprimulgiformes; Caprimulgidae. The record is from RefSeq and is a predicted model, not a curated record. Bases 1 to 426 code for a protein of 141 amino acids. Gene Ontology annotation, cellular component: membrane.
AUGCUGUCCUGUUUUGUCUGGCUCUCCCUCCCCGACUUGGUUAACGCCUUUGGGACGCCAGGAAAGUUGCCUCUCAACGGGAGUCUGGAGGAGCCUUUUGUAAUCCCAAACAUCUCGGGUUCGUUUUCCUGGGAUAACGAAAGCCUGGCCGACUGGCAGAGCUUCGUGGGCAGGAGCCGGUACGGAGCGGAGUCGCAGAGCGUCACAGUGAAAGCCCUGCUCGUCGCGGCGUACUCCUUCAUCAUCGUCUUCUCCCUCUUCGGCAACGUCCUGGUCUGUCACGUCAUCAUCAAGACCAAGCGCAUGCACUCUGCCACCAGCCUGUUCAUUGUGAACCUGGCUGUAGCCGAUAUCAUGAUCACGCUCCUCAACACGCCCUUUACACUGUACCUGGAUAUUUGGGAAGGGGAUGUGCCAUGUCAGUAG